Messenger RNA from Lachancea nothofagi CBS 11611, 939 nucleotides. Lineage: Eukaryota; Fungi; Ascomycota; Saccharomycetes; Saccharomycetales; Saccharomycetaceae. The record is from the annotation of a GenBank genome assembly.
AUGUCAAUCGCUCCACAACAACCUGCAGAACUGAAAAAGAAGCCAGUGUCUUUUUCCAACAUCUUGUUGGGUUCGGCAUUGAACCUUUGCGAGGCUACCACGCUGGGUCAGCCUCUGGAGGUGACCAAAACAACCAUGGCUGCCAACCGUAACUUGAACUUUCUGCAGUCUGUGAAGCACAUCUGGGCCCGUGGUGGUGUUUUCGGGUUUUAUCAAGGUCUUAUCCCUUGGGCCUGGAUCGAAGCUUCCACGAAAGGUGCAGCUCUGCUGUUUGUCUCCGCUGAAGCCGAAUAUCAAUUCAAAAGACUUGGUUUGGGUAACUUUGGUGCUGGUAUUAUGGGUGGUGUUUCCGGUGGUGUUGCACAGGCUUACUUGACCAUGGGUUUCUGCACAUGCAUGAAGACUGUCGAAAUUACCAAAGUCAAGUCUGCUGUCGCUGGUGCCAUUCCACAAUCUUCGUGGUCUGCAUUUAAGGAGAUUUACCAGAGAGAGGGUAUUAGAGGUAUCAACAAGGGUGUCAACGCUGUCGCUCUUAGACAAAUGACCAACUGGGGGUCUCGUUUUGGUUUCUCUAGAUUGGUUGAAGACGGUAUUAGAAAAUACACAGGCAAGACUAACCCAGACGAAAAGCUAACAGCGCUUGAGAAGAUUUUUGCCUCUGCUAUUGGUGGUGGUUUGAGUGCUUGGAAUCAACCCAUCGAGGUUAUCAGAGUAGAAAUGCAAUCUAAAAAGGACGAUCCAAAGAGACCCAAGAACUUGACGGUAGCCAAAGCUUUCAAAUAUAUUUACCAAUCCAGCGGUAUCAAGGGUCUAUACCGUGGUGUAGCACCAAGAAUCGGUCUAGGUGUUUGGCAAACAGUUUUCAUGGUCGGUUUUGGCGACAUAGCUAAAGAUUUCGUGGGUAAAAUGACUGGGGAAACACCUGUCGCUAACCACUGA